CCAGUACAGCUCACAAGUCAUGGAACUUCAGCCUGUUUAUUAUGAGCCUGGGAGCUUUAUUGAAACAACCACUGGCAACAAGGUGAGCCGCCAGUCUGUUCUGUGUGGCUCCCAAAACACCAUCCUCACUGGCAAGAACAUCGUGGACUCUGGGGCCAUCAUUCGGGGCGACCUGGCCAGCAUUCGAACGGGACGCUAUUGCAUCGUGGGACGGCGGGCGGUGCUGCGGCCGCCGUUCAAGAAGUUCAGCAAGGGCGUCGCCUUCUUCCCGACCCACAUCGGCGACCAUGUGUUCAUCGGCGAGGGCUCCGUAGUCAACGCCGCCUCGGUCGGCAGCUACGUGUACAUCGGCGCCAACUGCGUUAUCGGCCGUCGCUGCAUCCUGAAGGACUGCUGCUACAUCGAGGACAACACUGUGCUGUCUCCGGAGACGGUGGUGCCGUGCUUCGCGCGCUUCGGCGGCUCGCCGGGCCGCUUCCUCUCAGAGCUGCCCGAGUGUGCGCAAGACCUGAUGAUUGAGUUCACGCGAAACUACCAUAAGAACUUCGUGGCGGGGAAGUGAGGCUGGCGCGGCUGCGAGCGGCGACUCGAGAGGCCCGGCGACUCGAGAGGCCCGACGGCUUGAGAGACCCGGCGGCUUGAGAGGCCCGGCGGCCCGAGAAGCCCGGCAGCUCGGGAGGCUCGGCGACCAGUCUGCUCGCUGGUGCCGCAGUUGUGGUGCUUCGCACGAUUGGUGGACUCCCGCGACCUCUGCUGCGAGUGUUUCGGCUCAGUCCGGGACCAGGCGUGGAGGACGGCUCGGCCCCGCAGCCUGGUGUGCAGCUGCGAGCAGAGUUGUCGCGAGGCCUUGGGAGUGGAGGAUGAUGAGCUGGGUCGAAGGGGUGAAGAGAGAUCGUAACAGUGC
Messenger RNA from Pollicipes pollicipes, 904 nucleotides. Its product is annotated as dynactin subunit 5-like. Bases 20 to 562 code for a protein of 180 amino acids. Gene Ontology annotation, cellular component: dynactin complex. Lineage: Eukaryota; Metazoa; Arthropoda; Thecostraca; Pollicipedomorpha; Pollicipedidae. The record is from RefSeq and is a predicted model, not a curated record. The transcript has 4 exons.